CGAGUGCUACUCCGCCGUCCCGUGCAGGAGAAGGUGGAGCAGUAGCAGCAGCGCCAGCGCGAGCACAAGGAGUACGAGCAGCCGCCCGCAGUGCGAGGCCACCACCGAGAGCUACCUGCAGUAAUACUCUGGCUAAGAUGCAAAACGAGCACGAUGCGCGCACGGAGGCAGCCCUUACCAGUCGUUUGGAGACAUUGAACGUCCAGACCCAGGAAGAAAUGCGCAGGAUCCAUGGCGAGGUCGAAGAAAUGAAACGGGUUGAAACAGAGCGGCAGGGUGCAAUUGAUAACGUUUUGGAGACGUUGGUCACGCAAAUCGCCGCUCUGGGAGUUCAGGAUCGUCAGAUCAAGAGCGAAACCGAGAGACCCAUUGGCAACAUCGCACGGGCAAUUGUUGACGAGCGUGUAGCCGCUGUUGAGCAGCGUGUCAACAGCUCGGAAAGUCGGUCCGAUGCAAAGCUGUGUGCCAUUAAUGACGCCGUGAACGCUGUGGAGGCACGGUUGGGAAUUCAGAUGCAGCAUGCGGUUCAAACAGAGAGCGAUGCAUUAAAGCAAGCGAUUGCUGAAGACACUGCUCGACGAUGUAAUGAGGAGCGUCAAGCUACUGAGGUAGCGAUGUGCAAUGAAAUGUCCGGUGCGGCGGCGCUCCUUGAGGAACGUGUCCUCGCAGCUGUGCAAAAGAAAAUCGACGAGGUGACAGCACAAGUUGCGCAACAGCACGACCGCCGUGGCAACUGGCAUGCUGAGAUCAUGACGGAGCUGGAGGAGUUAAAGACAAGGCUGGGUAGGGUGGAGAAGCAGGCCGAAGCCGACAGCGAAAAGAAGUGUGCAGCAUGUGAGCAGCAGCUAGACACGUACCGCCUAUCACCUAAGCUUAUAACAGCGCGUGCUGACGGUGUACCAGCUUGA
Messenger RNA from Phytophthora sojae, 908 nucleotides. RefSeq lists its product as hypothetical. The transcript has a single exon. Lineage: Eukaryota; Oomycota; Peronosporomycetes; Peronosporales; Peronosporaceae. Bases 138 to 908 code for a protein of 256 amino acids. The record is from RefSeq and is a predicted model, not a curated record.